AUGUAUAGUCGAAGAGAUCUCAAAGAAUUUGAAAGUCAAAGUAUUUCUGCAAAUAGAGAUCGUAGUCCAGUUAGUGACAAUAGAUAUACUGCCACCAACACUACUAACUAUACCACCACCGCCACUACCGCUGCUGCCCCCGUUAACUAUUAUAUACCUGCACCUGCACCUGCACCUACCCUUAACUAUUAUUCAGUUCCAAAUGCUAUAUAUUCUACUAGUAGCAGUCGCAUGUCAACCCUUGGUGCUAGUUUAGUUAAACAAGAAUGGGAUUUUUCAAAAUUACCAAAAUUUGAAAAAAAUUUUUAUCGCGAACAUCCUAAUGUUAUGGCGAGAUCAGAAAUAGAGGUUGAGGAGUAUCGUAGAAAACAAGAGAUGUCGGUAUUUGGUAAUAGUAUUCCAAAACCUGUAGAAACUUUUGAAGAAGCAAAUUUUCCUGCAUAUGUUUUAAAAGAAGUGUUAAAUCUUGGUUUUACAGCACCAACACCAAUUCAGUCCCAAGGAUGGCCGAUGGCACUUUCUGGCCGUGAUUUAGUUGGUAUUGCUGAAACUGGGUCUGGUAAGACUUUGGCCUAUUGUUUACCUGCAAUUGUUCAUAUAAAUGCCCAACCAUUUCUUGAACCUGGUGAUGGGCCAAUAGUGUUAAUUUUGGCUCCUACACGUGAAUUGGCAAUUCAGAUUCAACAAGAGUGUACAAAAUUUGGAAAAUCAUCAAGGAUUAAAAAUACCUGUGUUUAUGGUGGUGUUCCCAGAGGCCCACAAGUACGUGAAUUGUCUGCAGGAGUAGAGAUUUGUAUUGCUACACCGGGUCGUUUAAUAGACAUGUUAGAAACUAGAAAAACUAAUCUUCGUCGAGUUACUUACCUUGUACUCGAUGAAGCUGAUCGUAUGUUAGAUAUGGGAUUUGAACCUCAAAUUCGUAAAAUAGUUGAUCAAAUUAGACCUGAUAGGCAAACUCUUAUGUGGAGUGCAACAUGGCCUAAAGAGGUCAAACGACUUGCUGAGGAUUAUUUAAAUGAUUUUAUUCAAGUUAACAUAGGUUCAUUAGAUUUAUCCGCAAGUCACAACAUUACACAAACGGUUGAAGUCUGUUCUGAAUAUGAGAAACGUACAAAAUUGGUUAGGCACCUUGAACGUAUUAUAGAUCAAAAAGAGAAUAAAACAUUAAUCUUUACUGCUACCAAACGUACAGCAGAUGAAAUAACAAAAUUUUUGCGACAAGAUGGUUGGCCAGCUCUUGCAAUUCACGGUGAUAAGGCACAAGUUGAACGUGAUUGGGUGCUGAGUGAGUUUCGUACUGGAAGAUCCCCUAUAAUGGUUGCUACAGAUGUUGCAUCUAGAGGAAUCGAUGUUAAGGAUAUUAAGCUCGUCAUCAAUUAUGAUUUCCCUACAAAUGUUGAGGAUUAUGUUCACCGAAUUGGUCGAACAGGACGUGGUGGGGCAAAAGGUUUAGCUGUAACAUUUUUCACAAUGGAUAAUGCUAGGCAGGCUAAAGAUUUAGUGAAUAUACUAAGAGAAGCCAAUCAAGAAGUAGAUUCCAAAUUAUUAGAGUUGGUUAAAAUUGUACCAAGUUCUAAUAAUAAAAUAAAUAAUAAUAAAAAAUAUGCAAUGGAAACUGGAGAACUUGUAAAAAGACUUUCAUUAUUGGAAGACCAAAAAAAUUUGAUAUUAUCCUUAAGUGAAGAAUACGGUCAUAAUUUGGAAGAAGAUAAAGAGGAAACCGACAUCAACGACGACGGCAUAGACUUUGAAGAAGAAGAAAAAAAAAUUAAACUCAAUCCUGUUGAUAUAUUCAAUGCAGAAGACAUGCUAGUAGAAAAACAAAUCGAAGAAAUAAAAAAAGAAUUUAAUACUAUUAUAAGAGAACGAGAUGGAGCUGACACACUUGCUAUGGAAAGAGUUAUAUUAACUCCUGAAGCAAAGGCAGAAAUUAUUGUUUCCUCAGCCGAAGAAUUGGAACAAGUAGCUGAAAAUUUAAAACAAAUUGAUGAAUUGCAAUCUGUGAUCGAUGCACCAGAAUUUAAAGGUCUUGACAAAUAUCUUCCAGAAAUUACACCAAUCGAGGGUAAACAUAUCGAUCAAGCAGCUAGAACAAAUCAAGUUUCUGCUCGUAUGACACAAUUAUUGGAUAGAUAUAAUGGAAUCGUGAAUACACUUUCUGAAAUUUUUAUUUCUUGGGAUAGCAUUCUUUCAACGAUUGACACCAACAUAACUGAAAUUGAAAGAAUAAAUGAAAAAUAA
This is a messenger RNA of Entrophospora candida, 2241 nucleotides long. The record is from the annotation of a GenBank genome assembly. Lineage: Eukaryota; Fungi; Glomeromycota; Glomeromycetes; Entrophosporales; Entrophosporaceae.